GAGGAGGCGGCGGCGGAGGAGGAGGAGCAGCUCCUGAAACAAACAGGAAGCAGCACCGCUCCUCUCCACCUGUGGGGCCGAGUCCUGAACACACACACCGAGGGAGAGCCCAGCUGAGCCUCCUCACACACACACACACACACAUACUCACAGGACCUGUGAAUAACUUCCAGCUCCUCUCCCGGCGCCUCCUUCACCGACCUCCUGCCGGAGACAGACUCAAGAUGCAGUGUCCCAGAAGCAAUCCACACACCCCCAGUGAGAAGCAGAGGCACAGAAAAUAAGAGACUUUAGGAAAGAGCAGGUCCUUAUGGUUGAGGUGGCGUGCUGUGCCCCUUGCCAUGCCUCCUGCCAUGACAGACCUCCUGGACAUAUGGGCGGCCCACUCGCCCCUGGCCGGACACGCUCCGGACCAGAUCACUGUGGACUUUCUGCUGCCCACUGGUAUCUACAUUCAGAUGGAUGUUCCGCGUGAGGCCACCAUUCAGCACAUCAAACUGCUAUUAUGGAAACAGGCUCAGACGUUGCCGCUCUUUGCCGCCCUGGGCGAGAUGGAGAGCCACAUGUUCGAGUGUGUCAACCAGGCGGCCGUGCACGAAGAACUGGAGGACGAAACUCGCCGGCUGUGCGACGUUCGCCCCUUCCUGCCAGUGCUCAAGCUGGUGACGCGCAACUGCGGCCGGGCAGAGCGUCUGCUGGACUCCAAAAUCGGCGUGCUCAUUGGCAAAGGUCUCCAUGAGCUCGACGCUAUCAACGACCAGGAGGUGAAGGAUUUUCGCAGCAAGAUGUUUCGCAUGAGCGAGGAGAGGAUGCUGCGAGUCCAGACCAUGACGAGAACAGAGUGGCUCCAGGCCUGCUUCUCCCCACAGCUGGAGCCAGAGGCCGGAACGGCAGUCACCGACUCAGCCGACCUGAAAGUCACUAUCCACUUUGACCAGUCUCAGGACUCAGCCAGUCUGAAGGUGCCAUCGUCCUGCACCACCUCAGAGCUGAUGGAGCUGGCAGUGAAGAAGUGGCUGACCACCCAUGGCCCCGAGGAGGAGGCAUGGAGGAGUCAGUAUGUACUGAGGCUCAGCAAGUGUCAGGAGUUCCUCUGUGGAAACCACCAGCUGAUUCAGUACAAGUAUAUCCGUACAUGCAUGCAGGCCAAGGACUCUCUCCACCUCACCCUGGUCCACAACGACACUGUCAAAGCCAUGUUUGAAAAGGAAAUCUGCACCAUUGGAGCUGUUGUUAGCCGCAAGUCCUCCAACCCACCUUUACCACUACCUCCCAAGAGAAGGGUUCCCACGCAAGUACAGACGUGUGUGUGGGACGUGUCGAGCCCGUUUAAGAUAGUCCUUGUGAAUGCCAGUAAGGUGAAUGCAGAGGAGACGGCCAAGGUCCAGGUGAGGGCGGGGCUUUUCCACGGCACAGAGCUCCUGUGCAAGCCGGCGGUGAGCGGUGAGAGCAGCGGGCGCUCGGACCACAUGUGGAAAGACAGCACCCUGGAGUUUGACAUCUCCGUCUGCGAUCUGCCGCGCAUGACCCGCCUCUGCUUCGCCAUCUAUGCCGUCAUGGACAAGGUCAAGAAGCAGAAGUCCACCAAAAACCCUCACAUAAACAAAUACCAGACCAUCCGCAAGGCAGGGAAGGUGCACUACCCUAUAGCUUGGGUCAAUACCAUGGUGUUUGACUACAAAGGCCAACUGAAGACCGGAGAUAUCAACCUGCACUGCUGGUCUUCCUUUCCUGAUGAACUUGAAGAAAUGCUGAACCCCAUAGGAACCAUUCAGACCAACCCGUACACUGAGAACGCCACAGCACUGUACAUCCACUUCCCAGAGUACUCGUCGCACCCUGUUAUCUUCCCUCCCUUCGACAAGAUACUGGAAAAAGCUGCAGAGAUCGCUGGAUCAAGUGACUGUGCACCCAUGGGUCGUGGGGGAAAGAAGUUCCACAUAGAACUGAAGGAGAUCAUGGAGCGUGACCCGCUCUCCCAGCUGUGUGAGAACGAGAAGGAUUUAAUCUGGACACUACGCCAUGACUGCCAUGAAAAUUUCCCUCAGUCACUGCCCAAGCUGCUACUCUCUGUCAAGUGGAGCAAACACGAGGACAUGGCCCAGGUUAGCCAGUUGAAUUUCUGGGACUGUUGUCUCUCUGCUGCCCCCUACAGGUCAGAGAUCCACAUGCCAGCUGUUUCAGUCCAGUUUUCCCUCAUCCUGGAAGCCUACUGCCGAGGCAGCAUCCCUCACAUUGAGGUUCUUAAGAAACAGGUGGAAGCCCUGAGUAAGCUAAAGGCAGUCAAUGAGCUGAUAAAGCUGGGAACCACCAAAAAUGUCCGGAGUAAGAACAAGGAGGCAAUGUUGACCAAGGAGGCCAUGAUGACUUGCCUGAGGCAGAGUGGCUACUCAGAGACUCUGUCCGACCUGCACUCGCCUCUAAACCCCAGUGUCCUGCUGUCUGGCAUCAACGUGGAGAGGUGUCGGUACAUGGACUCUAAGAUGAAGCCGCUCUGGAUUGUUUACAACAACAAGCUGAUGGGGGGAGACACCCUGGGAAUCAUCUUCAAGAAUGGAGACGACCUAAGGCAAGACAUGUUGACGCUCCAGAUUCUGAGGUUGAUGGAUUUGCUGUGGAAGGAGGCAAAUCUAGACCUCAGAAUUGUACCGUACGGUUGCCUAGCGACAGGUGACCGGGCAGGGCUGAUCGAGGUUGUUUCCUCUGCGGACACGAUCGCCAACAUCCAGCUGACCAGCAGCAAUGUGGCAGCAGCUGCCGCCUUCAACAAGGACGCUUUGCUCAACUGGCUCAAAGAGAGAAACUCUGGUGAUGCUCUGGAUCGGGCCAUCGAGGAGUUCACUCUGUCCUGUGCAGGCUACUGUGUAGCCACCUAUGUUCUGGGCAUCGGAGACCGCCACAGUGACAACAUCAUGGUCCGCAGCACUGGACAGCUCUUCCACAUAGACUUCGGCCACAUCCUGGGCAACUUCAAGUCCAAGUUUGGCAUCAAGAGGGAGCGUGUACCAUUCAUCCUCACGCACGACUUCAUCCACGUCAUACAGCAGGGGAAGACGGGAUACACAGAAAAGUUUGCCAGGAGGGUGGUACAAACAUUCACUGGAGUCACGGGUCCAGAUCUCUCCGUCAUGGAUUCACUGGCUCUGGGUAAAACAGACGAUGAGGCGCUGAAGCAGUUUCGCCAGAAGUUUGAUGAGGCCCUGAGAGAGAGCUGGACAACCAAAGUCAACUGGAUGGCCCACAACGUGGCCAAAGACAACCGGUCCUAGAGCAGCUACUACCCCUGAGAGUGCCGGGGGUUCAGGGGCCAAGAGGACACAGUGAAGACAGUGUGUGUGUGUGUGGGGGGAGAGGAAAUGUGACAAUGGAGUCAGGGGCACAUCCACCUAUAUUUAAAGAAGGGAAUCUAGCAGAGUAUCCCAAAUCUAGCAGAUUGGACCCCAUGUACCAUACAUGCAGAGUAAACCUACUCCUCCAGACUGUCCAGUUACCCUCUGUAUCCCCCUCACCUGCCAUCACUCUGACCUGGUGCCUCCGGAAAAGUACAAAUUCACGGUCUCGUGACAUUUCUGUGGAAUCAUGGUUGGUAACGUCGCUGCUCAUUUUGCACAGGCACAACAGCUGAUGGAGCACACAGCCAAAGGAAGGGAACUGAAGCACCCACUCUGCCCACACUAAACAUGAACCAGUCCCUAAGCAGCGGGCUGUUGAUUGGAAACCACAUUUCGGAGCGGUAGAAUUUUGGUGAAACUUUGGUGACGGAUUUGAGACUCUGCAUGCACGGACACUGAAUGGGCACAUGGCGUAACCCCGCCCCUGGACUGUUUUAAGUAUAGCGGAGAUAGCAGAUGGGUGGGGGCAACGGAGGAAGACAAAAGAAUUCAACCCAACAACCCCCCCAUGUCUUAAAACAAUGUGCACAACUCCCACAGGAAGUGCAUCUUAACAGUCUCGCUGCCUCAAAGUGUGCCUCAAAACUGCGGGAAGAUUGUAUUUUUUUAUGAUUUUUCUGUGUCUUUUGCCAUUUAAGAAUAUCCCCAGACUUCUAUGUGCCAGACCAUUACACUAGCCCACCAAAAUAAAACAUGCGAGAGGGAAAUAUUGAUUCAAAGAGAAGGAUUGAUUAGAGAAAAAAAACGCUUUUUGGUCCACAGUUUGAAACUCAGUUCAUGUGAACCACUGAACACUGGAAUGUUUUUAGAAAGAUGUAUAUUUCAGUUGCAUUGUUAGUUUCUUUUAUUUUGAAAUGACAAUUUGCAUUGUUUAUUUCAUAUGUCUUCAUACGAGAGCAUUAUUGGACAAAGCGUGAACACCUGUGAGUUGUCACUGUAUGUCAGCCUUUUAAAGCGCCCGCCCAAACCAUGACGAAUAAACUCACUGAGAAAUAACUGAUGCUUUUAACGUGGUAGGACCAAAACAAAAAAUGCAUUGUAUUGUUUAUACUGUGUUUUUAAUGAUCUGCUUCAGAAUUGAAUGUGCAAACAUGUGCCGCUCUCUUUUUAAGUGUAUUUGUUUUUAUACGAGCAGGUGUAGGCGGGGUUUCUCAGUAGGGACGUUACACUGCAAUGCAAAACUACUUCCCCCAUUCCCGACGUACGGUGUUUGAUUUUCGUGCAAUAUCCGAGUAUAUGAACCAUAUCUUAUUAUAUUAAACCUUGGGCGCAGACCUGAACCUGUACUGGUUAUGUCUGUUGGUUUAUGUGUGAUGCAGCUGUGUUUCGCACCACUAGCCUUCAAAUGUCUCAGUCACUGGAUAUUGUCAAAUAUACAGGCUUUUAUUGUUUUGCUGGUUUUUGUUUUCAUAGGAGUUUUAUUAAAGUUAUUUUCCACUUG
This is a messenger RNA of Paralichthys olivaceus (Japanese flounder), 4833 nucleotides long. NCBI's taxonomy places the organism in Eukaryota, Metazoa, Chordata, Actinopteri, Pleuronectiformes, Paralichthyidae. The record is from RefSeq and is a predicted model, not a curated record.